AUGAAUGCCCAGAUGCAAGGAUUAAAUAUAUUGACCAGCGCUGUGCCCGGCAAUGAAUUCGACAGCGAAAUUCGAGAGAAAAUUGUAAACGUGUCAGCCAGUCAAAACCUGUGGUCUCCAAAUGAUUUGGAAAUAUUCCAACAUCCCGUGUGCUUGAUUAGCGCCGUGAGUGAAACAAACGAAAUAGGAGAAGAAACUAACAUUCUUUUAAAAAGCGAAGAAACAGCAUUUGAUCAAAUAACAAAGGUAGAUUGGCCAAUAGUUGUUGUAGCCGUCGCAGGCUUGUACAGAACUGGAAAGUCGUAUCUAAUGAAUCGUCUGGCGGGCUCGAGCAAAGGUUUUGCGCUGGGAGAUACAAUUGAAUCAAAAACCAAGGGCAUUUGGGCAUGGUGUAAAAUACAUCCAACAUUGUCGAACACUGUUUUGCUUCUGCUUGAUACAGAAGGACUUGGCGAUGUUGAAAAGGGUGACCCAAGUCAUGACAACAAGAUUUUUACCCUUGCGACACUCCUUUGCAACUGCUUAGUUUACAACAUGAAGGGCGCUUUUGAUAAUGACGCCGUUUCUAAACUCAAAUUUGUAACAGAAAUGGCAAGUAAUAUAAGAUUUCGGGGGCAGUCAUCUGAGGAUAAUCAGUCGAUUAAUCUAAUACUACCUGACUUCGUUCUGUGUUUGAGAGAUUUCAGUCUAAAAUUGGUAAAAGGUGGAAAAACGAUAACAGAAAACGAUUAUCUUGAGCAAAGUUUAGCAGAAAACAAAAGCAAAGCAGAAAAGUUCAACGAACCAAGAGCAUGCAUCAGAAAAUACUUUACUAGACGCGAGUGCUUUACUUUCCCAGUUCCAGGUGAUGGUGAUGUCCUUGAGAAUCUUGAAACUUUAAGCAUUGCUCAAUUAUCUCAUAGAUUCAAGGAAGUAACAACUCGGUUUACAUCCUAUAUAUACAAAAUACCACCAAAGAGCUUGCUAGCCAGUAAACCAAUAAACGGACAAAUGUUCGUAACACUAGCUAAACACUACAUAAAUGCUAUCAAACACGGCGCUGUUCCAGAUGUUGAUGAAGCAUUUACAGCUGUAGCGAAAUUAGAGAAUGCAAAAGUUGAAAAAGAAGCUCUGGAUAUCUUUGAAAAUGAAAUGGUAAACGUAAUGCUGCCAAUCUCCGAAAUUCAUUUGGGGAAACGUUACAGACAUGCUCAAAAGAUAGCGCUAGAUCAUCUUCGACAGAAUGUUAUUCAUGACUUUCAAGCGAAAUGUCAAAUUCAAGCACAGAAGAAAAUGGAUGCAAUUUGGGACAAGAUAAAAACAACCAAUGAGCAAAAAGUUCGAGAAAAAUGUGAAAAUACUUUGCAAAAUUUGUUUGAAAAAUGUCUUAAAAAGAAGAUUGAAAAUCGAGAGUAUGAAACAGCAGGUGGUCAUCAGAGAUAUAAGAAUGAUGUAGAAAGUACAAAAGAUGCAUAUUUCAGUGCUCUCAAAGACUUCAAGGAGAACGAGAUGCUAUCUACUUGGUAUGGAUUUGUAGAAAGUAUGACCAAACAUGAAGCAAAAAUUGUUGAAGCUGAUAAAAACAUGUCAAAGAAGGAGAAAGAUGCCGAGCAAAAGCGAAAGCAAGAAAAACUUAACGAAUUAUUGAAGCAACAGCAGAAAAUGCAAAAGGACGCGUCAGACAAACAAAAGAAAAAAAAUGCAGGUCAUUUUGAAAAGUUAGAUAAAGAUCGUCGUGAGCAACAAGCAGCAGAUAAAGACAAAUAUGUCGCAUUAGCGAAAGAGAGGUUGGAAAAAGAAGCAGCACAAAAAGAAGUUGAACGCUACAAACUAGCACAAGAAGCUGCAGAAAAGGAAGCUGCACGUUAUAAAAAGGAACAAGAAGGUGCAUGCAUGUGAGGAGGCUUCGCGCUACAGAAAAGAAGAAGAAAAGAGAAAGCAAAGGUGGUUUGGUGCAAGAAUUUGGAACGCGUUAUGGAAUAUUUAAAUCAUAAACAUUGUAAUUUGUCGGACACUCUGAGAUUAUUACAAACAUUUAUUUCAUGAAAAGAAACAGUGUGAUAUUAUAGCUGUGUUAUUUUAAUUUGCUGUGUCAUAAUUACAUAGAGGCUUGUAUUCUUUCUUGCACUUAUUUGGUAUAAUGUUACUCAAAAGUCAUAUAAUAAUCACCAUUAUAUCCUUAAUCCUUAAUGUGACUUUUUCCUCACUUUUCUCCCCGAAACGUAAGUCUUUAUUACGAAAUAAUAUUCGUAAUUUCGAAAUAAUAGUUCGUAAUAACGAA
This is a messenger RNA of Ruditapes philippinarum (Manila clam), 2260 nucleotides long. RefSeq names its product guanylate-binding protein 1-like. Gene Ontology annotation, molecular function: GTPase activity; GTP binding. The record is from RefSeq and is a predicted model, not a curated record. Bases 1 to 1878 code for a protein of 625 amino acids. Lineage: Eukaryota; Metazoa; Mollusca; Bivalvia; Venerida; Veneridae. The transcript is spliced from 10 exons.